Messenger RNA from Rotaria sp. Silwood2, 363 nucleotides. The record is from the annotation of a GenBank genome assembly. NCBI's taxonomy places the organism in Eukaryota, Metazoa, Rotifera, Eurotatoria, Philodinida, Philodinidae.
AUGUCAUCAGAACCGCGACUUCAUCUUUACAAUAGUUUCACCAAAAAAAAAGAACUUUUUUUAUCAAUUGACACAAAACAAGUCAACUGGUACCAUUGCGAUACAAUUGUUCGUGAUGAAUGUGAUAUUGAUCAUGCUCGAUUCUUGAUUUCACUUGAUAUUAUUCGUCGUGUUUUAACAGAUUAUUUUCAUUAUAAUGUUCAUUAUUGUAUGAAUCUCACCGACAUUGAUGAUGAAAUAAUCAAAAAAGCUCGAGAAAAAUAUCUCAUUGAAAAUUAUAUGAAUAAUACUUCAAUGACUAUUGAAAAAAUUCUCGAAGAUUGUCAACUUGCACUGCAAGUAAGAUGUAAAAUUGAACAAUAA